UCUUCUAUGCAAUCUCGUCACCCAAGCUCCCAGAAUAGAUUGUCGCCAUGAACCCAGCCGAUUCCGUUGAGAUCGGCGACGCCGUCGCCGCUCAGCAGAAUGCUCAUCUCGCUCAGCUGCCCUUGGGUAAAGAUAUCAAGUUGGAGAAGGAUGCCAUCGCCAGGGAGUCCAGUAUCGAGGAAAUCCCCGCGACCAAGGAAUAUCCAACCGGCAGCGAGGAGGACCAGGAUCUGAACAAGCUCCACCCUACGCAGGAGGAGAUGCAAACGCUCCGCCGCGUUGCUGGGCCGAUGAACUGGAUCACUUUCUCUGUGGCUUUCGUCGAGCUGUGCGAGCGUUUCUCCUACUAUGGAACCACCGCUGUUUUCGUCAACUUCAUCCAACAGCCUCUGCCCCCGGGCUCUACCACCGGUGCCAUCUCUGGCGGCUCCGAGGUUCCUGGCGCCUUGGAUAUGGGCCAGCAGGCUUCGACCGGUUUGACUUUGUUCAACUCUUUCUGGUCGUACGUUAUGCCACUCGCCGGUGCCUUCUUGGCAGAUCAGUACUGGGGUCGUUUCCGAACGAUCAUGUUCUCGAUCGGUUGUGCCCUAGUCGGUCACGUUAUCCUCAUCAUCUCCGCCAUUCCCCCCGUGAUCGCAAACCCCAAUGGCGCUAUUGGCUGUUUUGCGAUCGGUCUGAUCAUCAUGGGUAUGGGUACCGGUGGUUUCAAGUCCAACAUCUCGGCCUUGAUUGCGGAACAAUACCCCGAUGAGCGGCCCUACCUAAAGACCCUACCAUCAGGAGAGCGCAUCAUCAUUGACCCAGCUGCCACUGUUGCUCGUGUCUAUCUUUAUUUCUACCUGUGUAUCAACGUCGGCUCGCUUACUGGACAGAUCAGCAUGGUCUACGCCGAGCGAUACGUUGGGUUCUGGCUGUCAUUCUUGCUGCCCACGAUCAUGUUCUGCUUCUCUCCUCUCGUGCUGUACCUCUGCCGCAACAAAUACCACCUGGUUCCCCCGACUGGCUCUGUGUAUACCCAGGCCUAUCGUCUGAUCAGGGAAGCUAUCAGGCACCAUUGGUCCGUUACCACGGUCAAAGUGGCUGGUAUUCCAUUCAAGAGAAUCAAGAAAAACGAUACCCACUUCUGGAACACCGUCAAGCCCAGCACCAUGGGAGCAAACCGUCCUACCUGGAUGACAUUCGAUGACGAGUGGGUUGAUGAAGUUGCCCGCGGUCUCAAAGCGUGCCGGGUGUUCCUCUGGUAUCCCCUGUACUGGCUUGCCUACAACCAAAUGCUUAACAAUCUUACCUCUCAGGCCGCCACGAUGCGACUUGGCGGCGUCCCCAACGACAUCAUCAACAACUUCAACCCGCUCGCCCUCAUCAUUUUCAUCCCCAUCUUCGACCGCUUGCUAUACCCUUUCCUCCGUCGUAUUGGAAUCAAAUUCACGCCGCUCAAGCGUAUUACAGCAGGAUUCUUCGUGGCCGGUUCCGGUAUGAUCGUGGCUACCGUCACCCAGCACUAUAUCUACAAGAAAGGCCCAUGCGGUAAAGAAGCCAACAGUUGUCUGGAGCAAGGCCUGCACGCACCCAUCUCUGUCUGGGUGCAGGCUCUCACCUACAUUCUCGGUGGUAUUUCCGAGAUUCUGGCGUCGGUUACAUCCCUUGAGUACGCCUUCACCAAGGCGCCCAAGAACAUGCGCAGUUUGGUCCAGGCCGUCUCACUCUUCAUGAACGCUUUCUCUUCUGCCAUCGGUCAGGCCUUUGUCGGUCUUUCAGAAGACCCGCUUCUUGUCUGGAACUACGCUGUCGUUGCCAUCUUGGCGUUCGUUGGCGGCAUUGGCUUCUGGGCAACAAACUACAAGCUGGAUAAACAGGAAGAUGAGCUCAACACCCUUGCUCAGUCGAAGUAUGAGGGCUCUGGAUUGAAGCAGGAUGAGGAGGCGAAAGCCUAAAUAUAACUUAAUUGUCGUGAUGUUCAUGUCAUGUUGCUAUGAAUAUGAUACAUGAGACCUGAUGCGAUUUAUGUACUAAUAUUUUACUACCAAGUAGGUAGUCAAAGGUUCUCAGU
Molecule: messenger RNA, 2050 nt
Organism: Aspergillus nidulans FGSC A4
Lineage: Eukaryota; Fungi; Ascomycota; Eurotiomycetes; Eurotiales; Aspergillaceae
Product: putative MFS peptide transporter
Exons: 4
Coding region: 48-1934 (628 amino acids)
Biological process (GO): oligopeptide transport; transmembrane transport
Cellular component (GO): membrane; plasma membrane
Molecular function (GO): transmembrane transporter activity; dipeptide transmembrane transporter activity
Source: RefSeq, a predicted model, not a curated record